CCGCACUUCCUCUCCCACAGUCCACAUGAUAAUCUCAGUUGGUUGUGAAAAAAUCAGGAAGCAGGAUCGAAUCAGCCCAGCGCACCACCAGAUUACAUCAAGUUUCAAGCGAGCAUCAAUUAAAUGCCGAUCACGUUCAAUCCGACGGCGGUGGAUAUGGAAUGGUCCGGGGAUGGCGAGAACACUGAUUACAGCACCACAUCUUCACCUCCGAAUAACGCACGGAGAAAGGACAACUGUUACCAGCAUGAGCAUGAUUCGAUGUCUGAUGAGGAUGAUUACUCUGACGAAUUUUCUCUGCUGGAUAGUGAUGAUGAGAAGAAGACGAGUUCGCAAUCGAUGAUACAGAAUCAGAACGUGGAUUCGGCGCCCAGAGGAGUUGUUAAGAAGAUCUUCACUAAUAGCAGAGAACGUUGGAGGCAGCAGAACGUCAGCGGGGCUUUUGCUGAAUUGAGGAAGCUCGUACCAACGCAUCCGCCGGAUAAGAAGCUUUCCAAGAACGAAAUCCUCAGAAUGGCCAUAAGGUACAUCAGAUUGUUGUCGAACGUGUUGGAAUGGCAGCACAGACACGGACCAAGCGGGAUUCAGGUGAAAUGCGAAGAGGUUACCAUAAGACAAAGCGGUCAUCAGCAGAUCACGCAGAACCAGGCUUUAAGGAUGCGCGCAAGGAUCAGGAGGAAUUUCAUAUCUCAUCCGCUUUGCGAUCGAAACGGUAACAAUCUUUUGAUGAUCGCUCCGAACAAUCAUCUAUCAUUCAAGAGACAGAUCAUGUAUUUGGACAACGGCGGUGGAGGAGGAGGAGGAGGAGGAGGUCGUCCGAGGGUCAAAGUUGAGCAGAAGGACGACGACAAGGACGAUUGCUGCGACAAAGACAAACCGAAGGACGGUAAAUGACGCGGAGAACGGAAGUAGGUCAACGACUGUAAAACGUUUCCUAUUUUUUUUUGUUCUCUUGCCCUUACAAAAAAAAAACUCAAAAUCUUCUUGUAUAUAAAUUAAA
Nicrophorus vespilloides is the source of this 1000-nucleotide messenger RNA. It is a transcript of the gene HLH3B, whose product is annotated as T-cell acute lymphocytic leukemia protein 1. Gene Ontology annotation, biological process: regulation of transcription by RNA polymerase II. Gene Ontology annotation, molecular function: protein dimerization activity; RNA polymerase II cis-regulatory region sequence-specific DNA binding; DNA-binding transcription factor activity, RNA polymerase II-specific. Lineage: Eukaryota; Metazoa; Arthropoda; Insecta; Coleoptera; Silphidae. The coding region runs from base 124 to 894 and encodes 256 amino acids. The transcript is spliced from 4 exons. The record is from RefSeq and is a predicted model, not a curated record.